AUGAAAAAUGUUUAUUCGGAAGAGCGAAGCAAUCUUUUAUGUCACUGUAAGGAAUUAAGUCCUUACAUGCACAAGCACAAACAAAACGAGGAUGAUGAUGGUGAUGUUUGUCUCCUAUUCCGCUUCACAGUUUUCAACAUUUUUUCUCGACUUUUCUAUUCCGUUUUCACAUCGAAUAUUGGUAACAGUGGCGUGAAUUUAUAUACUUGUGCAAUUCAUUUACAAUCACUACAGACUUAUUGUUUACACGCCACUGAUCAUGGAAAAGACAGCGAGUAUCCCAAUAGAUUAGGUGGUGGAAAGAGGGUAAAUAAGUUAAAGCAAAAUACAUAA
This is a messenger RNA of Clunio marinus, 333 nucleotides long. Lineage: Eukaryota; Metazoa; Arthropoda; Insecta; Diptera; Chironomidae. The record is from the annotation of a GenBank genome assembly.